This is a messenger RNA of Cladocopium goreaui, 6316 nucleotides long. Lineage: Eukaryota; Dinophyceae; Suessiales; Symbiodiniaceae. The record is from the annotation of a GenBank genome assembly.
CAGGUACUGCUCUCCAUUCAAUCCGGUGGGUUUCUUUGAUACCUGUAUUAUCCUCAUCGGCACUGGUGAGACUUUGUUCUCAGUUGUAUUGGCAAUCAUGUCACGGACUGAAGAAGGAGGUGAUGGUUCGUCGGUGCUGGCAAUUGCUGGUGUCAUGCGUAUCCUCCGCUUGCUGCGGCUUGCUAGGCUUCUGCGAGGAUUUUUGAUAUGCCACGAGUUGCGUCUCCUUGUGACAGGUAUGAUGCUGGCAUUGCCAACAGUAGUGUGGGCUGGAGUUCUCUUUGGCAUUGUGGUGUACCUUGGGACGAUGUUCAGUGUGAUCCUUCUUGGCAACAUGAAUGAGUUGCGCCAAUACUUUGGUACAUUUGGCCUUGCCCUUUGGAGUCACUUUGUGAUCGUGACAAUGGAGACCUGGCCAGAUGUUGCUGAUGCCGUACUGGAAGUUGCCAGUCCACUUUGGGGAGUGUACUUUGUGGUAUUUAUUUGUGUCUCCAGCAUGUCCUUAAUGAAUUUGGUGACUGGCGUGAUUGCGGAAAAGUUGCUGACAACUACUGACGAUCCAACUCCGGAAGUGCAAGUUGAUGAGCUUGAGGUCUUCCAGAAGGAGAAAGACGCUUUGAAAGCGGACCUGCAAGAGGUUUUGCAAGACGAAGAUCAAAUGGGUGGUGAUCAUUUCUUCUUCGUCUUGGAGUCACCAAAGAUAAGAGCCUGGCUCAACAAGCUUCAGGUAUCUGCUGAGCUGCCAACGAACGACCUCUUUGCCUUGCUUUGUUGUGAGAAGCGAGAAUGGUUGACUUUGGAUGAGCUGGUGGAUGGCAUUUUCUCACUGAGGGGAUCCAGCAUGCGAACCCACUCCCUCCUGUUGCAGCAGGACCUUAGGCGUUAUGGUCGGGAAGAGCUUGCAUCUCUGGAGGAACUGCAGCGUGAUGUGGAAGAAAAGACUGUGGAGCACCUGAACUCCUUGCAGCAGAAUCUUGAAGAGGUGGGGGUGGACAGCUUUGGUCUGGGUAUUCUCGUGGGCGUCUUCGGGUCCAUCUUCGUUGACAAUUUGCGUGGUGUGGACCUAGAGGGUGGGAACGCCUUGGCUUCUUCCGGCGGUUUUGUGAUGCCGAACUUUUUCUUCCAGGGAGCCAGGGAUAUCUUCAGUAACGUCCGUCAGGACGCCGCACAGUCCACACAAAGAUUCAAGGAGACAGGAAGAUUUGCUGAGAUCUAUGCCGGUAUAGAGCGAUCGCAGGAGAUGGCGAUGUUGCGAAGUAUCGAUGCACUUCGGGAGCAGGUGCCACCUGGUGCCACACGUGAAAUUCUUUUCAGCUUGUUGCGUCGUGCCGCCCUGUCGAGUUCGCAGUUGGGAAGUGCCUUGUACGACUUUGCACUGCGUUUGCAGGCCAAAGAGCCCGCCCGACAUCGCGAGGAUGUUGUGGAGAUCCUUGAUGAACUUUGGGCUUUGGAUGAGGGACGCUGUGCAGUCAGUGCCAGGCGUCCGGGAGAAGGUGGACGAAGACCCUGGCUGGAUGCGGAUGCUGAUAUUCUUUUGGAUGAGCAGGUCCCAGCGCUACGGACCACUCUGGCCGAGUGUGCCAAGAGGCCUCUCUUCGCUUUUGUGGCUCCAGAGAUCUUAGCUCGUCCAACUUUCCUGACUUUGGUCAGGAUCUUCGAUGUUUUUCAGCCUGCAGAAGCCAGUCAAGCAAAUGGCAGUACACCGGGUCCAUAUAGCCCGGUGGAGUUCAGUGCAAUCGAUGAAUUUCUGGAACAGGUGACGCGCACCUCAGUCAUGCGUCGCGCCUUUCGCCAUAUCACAAAGACUUUGCCAAUUGUUCUGACAAGACAAUGGAAGGAAGUCUUGUUCAAGCUGUGGUUUCAACGGCGCGAUGGCAAGCCUUGUGUCUUCGAGCAUGUGUUCUUGGGCAACUUGACGGAAGAUAUCUCCGGACAGCCCGUGGCCGGUGGGUUUCACUCGUGGCUCAAGUUUUACCUCGAAGAGGUCAGAGGCACAGCGAGAUAUCUGGGAUACAUCUACAACAACGCUGAAGCAGGUCUGGUGAACAGCAGGUAUGUGUCUGGGAAGUUCGUGUGGGACUAUGACGGUCACAAACUUGUGAAGGACCAAGGCGGCUUUUUCAUAGGAACCUCGCCCGAGUGGCAACUGGCAGUUGGGACUGUGGCAUAUUUUGAAACCUCCACACCCGGUAUGGCGAGGCAGAAUGGUUGGAUCCCCUGGAGCGGUGCUUACGAUGAAGGUUACACCAAGGAGACCACCAUGCAUGGUCAGCGCUACAGACAUGUGCUGUGUCGAAGUGGCCAUUCCAAUAAUCUGCAAGAUGUCAAAGACGUCUUAGUCGAAGACAGCGGACGUUUGGUGACUUCCUAUGCGAUUUAUCUGGGCCCAGAAGUACAGAAGGAUACUUUGGGACUCGAUCAGAUUUGCACCAGUGCGGAGCUGGCGCAACAGUUGCCCCGCUGGGUGGUGGAAGAUGGCAUCGCGGCGUAUGAGGAAGGUCAGCUGUGCCAGGAAUGUGUUCGCUUCUGCGUGGCACGUGGCUGCCGUUCCGUCUCAGAAGCCCUGGUGGCCCUGCGGGAGGCCUUGGUCUUUGACUUGGAGGAUGCCGUGGCGGCAGCCAAAGAGGGCUAUCCGCGCAUCCUCGCCUUGGUGCAGGAUACCCUGGAGGUAAUUCCAGUUCUCCUGCGCCACGCAGACAACUUGAGUCGCUGGGCUUUGGGCGGGGAGAAAGAGAUCUUGGUGACCCUGAAGUUCUUUGAAAAGAUAGAGUUGAGAAGUCACCACCUGCCAAGUCUGUUGGAAGAGUUGCGCGCACAGGGCCGACGAGGGCCACGCCUCCAUCAGCCGAUCCGUUUGCUGCUCACGGGCCGUGCGGAUGGCGCACCCAUCAGCGAUUUGGUGCAGCUACUGGAGCUGGCGCAAUGGGAAGGUGGAGAUGCAGCCGGGGUCCGAUUGAACGAUCGGAUUGCGUUGGUUCGUCAGAUAUUUUCCGAGCCACCUUUCGAAGCGCCGUCUCGAUCCGGAUCCGGCGGCCAAGCAACCUUUGGCAUCUUUGGCCUGCGCAGCACUUUCACACAAUUUCGCAGCAAUUGCUGCACCCCUCGUGUUGAGUCCAUCUUCGACGGUAUCGAAGAGGCUCGACGCCAACAAGAUGAAGCAGAACGGAACAUGAAACUGGCUCAACGGGAGCUGAUUCGCGGGAAGGGAACAGUCGACAUGUUGGAACAGUAUGGAACAGAGGCAAGAGAAGCUCAUCAGGAGAAGGACAAAGCCCUUCGGCAGCGCGAUGCAGCAGAGGAAGCUCGUCGUGGGGCGGAGGCGCAACGCGAUGAAGCUUACCGAGCCAAAGAAGCAGCAGAGGCCUCUGAGGCAUAUGCCAAAGAGCAAGCUGAAGUCUUCCAACAGGCUCGGUUAAAAGCAGAGGCAAGGCAGAGAAAGGCUGAGGAACAGGUUCGAAAGAAGCAGAAGAAGAUUCAGAGCCUUCAAAGAAUGCUGGCAGAGAUUGGUGCUGAGAGCGAUAGUGACGCACCACCCGAUGAGAGGGCUCCAGCGUUCUUUGUGAAUGAAGAUGGAACAAAGGUGCCAAGGCCCAGGACACGGAAAGAGCGCAUGGGCAUGGCUUAUCGGGAAGCAGAGUCUGCUCGCUACGAGUUGCGUAUCGGCAUGGUGCUGGCCUUUAUCGGGAAGCGACAAGUCUUUUACGGUCGUGGCUUCGCAGUACUUGGCUGCGCAAGCUAUGGUUGGAGCCUUGGAUCAGCCUGGGUCAAUCUGGUGUUGCUUGCACUGCUUGCGUUGAGCAGUGGACUGAAGCUUUCUGACAAGCAGGAGUUUGACUACGAUCAUCUACAGAGCAGUAUUGUGCGCAUCCAAACGGUCGGUGCCAGCUUCGACUGGUUUCGUCCCUUCAACCCGCAGGAUGGACAAGUGAGUCUGGGAAGCGGCUUCAUUGUCCAAACGGAACCUUACAUCCUCAUUGCAACGAACCAGCAUGUGAUUAACGAUGCACUGCGCGUGCAAGUCCAGCUUUUGCUGCAUAGUCAGAUGAAGUGGGAUGUGCAGAUCGUUUCCGCUUGCCCCAAGUUUGACCUGGCCCUACUCACCUUGAAGGAUGACCAGGGCUUCAAGGCGACUCUGCGUAAGGCACAUCUGGAAGUCCAGCCUCUCAUCCUGUCGCAGCAUGUAGCAGAGAUGGGAGAAGAUGUGGUUGCCCUGGGCUUUCCACUGGGUCAGAACUCAUUGAAGAUUUCGAAAGGCAAUGUAGCUGGCAACGAGAUCGUGAGCAACAAUCUCUGUAUUCAGUCCACUGCACCCAUCUCUCCGGGCAACAGUGGUGGACCCUUGUUGGACACCGCGGGAAAGGAGGUCCUCGGUGUGAAUUUUGCUGGAGCAACUCGAGGCGAGAAUAUCAACUACGUGAUCCCCGCUUUCAGAGUCCAGGCCCUUAUCAAUCUGCACUUGAAGGAGCAGCAAAGCCCCCCAUGGAUUCGUGGCGGUUUUAAGACCCCAGGGCAUGGCCUCGUCAUCAUCCAUCCUAACGAGGCUCUCUACAACUACUCAGAAGGAUGCAAGGAGGGUGUCUUCGUGGGAAGGGUUCAUGACGACGGCUUCAUGAGCAAGGCCAAACCAGCACUUCAGGAGGGCAGCAUGCUCCUUUCCGUGGCUGGUCGUCCACUGGAUCGUUUCAGCAAAGCGGACAUCAAGGAUCUGAUGCACGGCAAGGCUGCCUUAGAGGACCUGUUCUUCAUCCAAUCAGACCUGAAAUCCGAUGUGAGUUUUCAGUCUUGCCUCAAAGGCAAAAUCACCGAUCACAAGGUGAACACCAGCAAGACACCGGAUUUCGACCAGGGCAUCGUUUUUGUUGAUGAGCCCGUCACUGAUGGAUGGACCCAACAAUAUGAGAUUUUUGGUGAUGUUGGUGUCAUGGCCAUGACGCAGAAUCACGUGGCAGAGGCCUUCGCGCGCAGCGGUUCACCAAAGAUCACCCGCUGGUUGCUGCCGGAGAGGGCCAUAAAGCCCAGGCUGAUGUGCCUAGCGCGGAUGAUCGAUGCCAUUCUGGUGACUGGCCUCCCUGCCUCGGGGCGCUCCACCUUGCUGCUGCAGCUGCUGAAGGAUCCGGACCUGGCGGACGCGCGCUGUGCUGCCGGGUGUGCGUCCAUCGCCAUGCCAGAGCGUUUGGCUUGGCCAUGUGUUCACUACGCAGAGGUCUUCGACUUUGGAUCAGGCUGCUUGUGCUGCUCUCCCGAAGGAGAUUUGUCUCGCUUGCUGAACGACCUGUGCAGUCGGCAAGAUGAGUUGAAAUUGACCCAUCUGCUGAUAGAGACGACUGGGGUGGCUGAUCCCGCUCCCUUCAUUAAGCUUUUUGACAAUGACAAAUACCGCCGGCAGUUCACCCUGCGCUGUGUGCUCAAUGUGGUGGACUUACUACACGUUCAGAGCAUCCUGGACGAGAACAAGGAUACUGGUGAUCAAUCUGCAGGAUCGCGGGGCCGGGUUCAGCUUCGUUGCUCCGACAUCUUGAUCUUGAAUCAUGCGGAUGAGCUAUCAGAGUCAUCGGUCGAAGCAACCAAGAGGAUGUUGCUGUCUGCGACGGAGGAAGCGUCAGCCCCAGAAAUCCUGGGCCCCUGCAGCUUUUGCAGCUUGGGGAAGACGUUGCUGUCAUCGAUUGCAGCUGUGGGCAACAGAUCGGAAAGGCGUGUGGCUCCCACCACCUGUGAAGCUCUUCCCAGGCCGUCGAUGUUUCAGCUUCGCUUCGGCCCCGGUGUGCACGAUGCGGCCUGCUCCACCUGCUGCCUGGUGCGCCGCGGCGCGGCGUCUCUGGAGGCAGUGCUGGCCAUGCUGCAGCUGCUGCUGGACAGUGGAGAGGCCUAUCGCAUCCAGGGCUACCUGUCGUUCUUGCCACAAGACUUGGAGCCAGGACAUAGGCCCACCCUUGGCAGCGAUGUGUUUCCUCCUCCGCUGGAACGACUUUGGGCCAUGCCGAUGGUGGUGGUAGAAGGCUACUACCGGAGACCUUUGAAGCUUUCCCCUGUGCUGCGAGCCGGAGCUGAACCGGCUGCAUCUCGCCCAUGGCAGGAGACUGCCUUUGACUCUGCCGUAGCCGAUCGCGGAGGAUGUAAGAUCUUUCUAUGUGGACCGCGCUUGGAUGAGGCCCAGCUCAAAGUCCAGCUGAAGCAGUGUGUUGCGCCGUCCUUCGAGUUGAUUCUUGGGACGCAGCUGCGGUCCGAAAGUCAGGGCAGGAAGGGGGGGUGCCUCGUUUGUCGUUUUCUGGGACUUCAGAAACAUCAGUGCAGGAAGAUCGGGAAGGGAUGUUCAUGA